AUGUCCGGUCCUGGCUACCCCAGUAUUCCUGGACAAAGUCCUUACCCAACUCCUGGCCACUCCGUUGCACCUUACCCAGUCCCUCAGCAGGGCUAUGGAGAUCCCAAACAAGCCCCUCCCCCCGUUGGCUUUAACAUGGGCUACAGCCAAGGUCCUCCUCCAGUCAUGUACCAGCCAGGACCUGUGGGACCAGCAGGACCAGCGCCAGGACCUGUGGGACCAGCAGGACCAGCGCCAGGGCCGGAGUAUGGAGGACCUCCUGGAGGGAUCUCUCCAGCCCACGGGGUGGCUCCUGUGGGCGUCCCACCAGGACUGGAGUACCUCACACAGAUUGACCAAAUCCUAAUUCAUCAAAAAGUGGAACUCUUAGAAGCUUUUAUUGGCUUUGAGACCAAUAACCAGUAUGAGAUAAAGAACAGCUUGGGCCAAAAGCUCUACAAGGCUAAAGAGAAGAACGACUGCUGCACCAGGAACUGCUGCGGCUCCCUGCGCAGCUUCGACAUGAAGAUCAAGGACAACAUGGACCGAGAAGUGAUCCGUCUCAUCAGGCCCUUCCGCUGCGUGUCCUGCUGGUGCCCCUGCUGCCUGCAAGAGAUGGAGGUUCAAUCUCCACCUGGGACCACAAUAGGCUACGUCAAACAGGACUGGCAUCCAUUCCUGCCCAAGUUUUCCAUUCAGGAUUCCAACCAGGACACCGUGCUAAGAUUAGAGGGUCCCUGCUUUGCUUGCAACUGCUGUGGAGAUGUCAACUUUGAGUUAAAAGGAAAAGAUGGAGACCACAGCAUUGGCCGCAUCAGCAAACAGUGGAGUGGCCUCUUGAAAGAAGUCUUCACAGACACGGACAACUUCGGGAUCCAGUUCCCGUUGGACUUGGAUGUUAAGAUGAAGGCCGUGCUCCUCGGCGCCUGCUUCCUCAUUGAUUUCAUGUUCUUUGAGAAAGUUGGCGAGGCGAACCAGCGCAGCUCAGUCUUUUCAUAG
Knipowitschia caucasica is the source of this 978-nucleotide messenger RNA. Lineage: Eukaryota; Metazoa; Chordata; Actinopteri; Gobiiformes; Gobiidae. The record is from the annotation of a GenBank genome assembly.